This is a messenger RNA of Urocitellus parryii (Arctic ground squirrel), 1921 nucleotides long. The record is from RefSeq and is a predicted model, not a curated record. Lineage: Eukaryota; Metazoa; Chordata; Mammalia; Rodentia; Sciuridae.
AAACUGCUAAUCCUCUCAAAUUUAUUCCCUUUUUCCACAGGGGGACUUGAUCUCAUCUUCAUGCCAGGUCUUGGGUUUGACAAACAUGGCAACCGGCUGGGGAGGGGCAAAGGCUAUUAUGACACCUACCUGAAGCGCUGUCUGCAGUGUCAGGAAGUGAAACCCUACACCUUGGCCUUGGCUUUCAAAGAGCAGAUUUGCCUGCAGGUCCCAGUGGAUGAACAUGACAUGAAGGUAGAUGAAGUUCUUUACGAAGACUCUUCACCAUCUUAAGACCAGAUGACUACAGCCAAAUAAUCAGUGUUUUGUAUCAGAGUUAGGAAUAUAUGUAUAUUUUUUCCUGUGUAAAAAAUUAAUUGAAAUUUCACAUUAAAUUGAAUAUGGACUCGGAUAAUUUUUAGUGUAAAUAUGAAAUACCUAAUAUUAAAUUGUCUUUUGAAAUCAAUAUAAAUGUGAAUACUAGAAUAUUGAUUAAAAUGGAGGGUAUCACCAUAUGAUUUUCAACAUAAUUUCCUGGUGUUAAUGUGACAAGUUAAUCUCUCGGUUUUGCAGUUUAAGUUAAAUAUUUAUGAGGAACUGUGUUCUAACUCAGAGUGUGAGAGGAAGGUAAACACAUGGUGGGUGGACACUGUAUUUCAUUUUGGCCUGUCAUGGGCCUGGCCAGACAUACAGAGACUUGGAGCUUAUUAAUUGAUUUGUCGGUGUUUUAGGUACCAAAUUUCCUGAUAAUAUUGUACUAAUUCAUCAUGAUUUCAUUUACUCACCCUGAAAUCUGAUGUUUGGCACUUUGUAGUUGUUGGUGGUUAAUGUAUGAAAAUUUUUGAUGAUUUAAAUAUUUUCAUUUAACUGAUUGGUCUCUCUCGCUGUUUUGUGUGUCACUUUAAGAUCUGAUAUAAGUUAGGAAUUGUGUCUGUUUGCUCAUGGGUUCUGUUUUGGAAAAUGAAAGUUGCUGUUAGCUGAAGGUUGGCAGAUGGCCUCACAGCUAGACCGUGGUAAUUUUGUUGGUGGGGGAGGAUUUGGUUAUCACCAGAAAACCCAGGAGUCUUCCUGGACUCCACUCUCCUCUCAUUUCCCACCUCCUGCCUGUCACCAGCUCCUGUUGAUCUUGCCUCCAAAAUGCGUCUUACAUCUGCUCUCCUCUCCUUUGUCCUGCUGCUGCUUUUGUCCAGCCCCUCAGUAUUUCUAAGUGGAAUUAGGCAAGCGUCUCAUACCUGGCUUCUUUUCCUCCAAUGUCUUUCAGAGUGGUAUUAUAAAACAUAAAUCUGAUCAUGAAGCACUUCUGAUUGGAGUAUUUUGGGGACUCUUCAGAGCCCUCUGGGUUUUGGUGAUGUCUUCUAUUGUGUACAACAUCCCUUAGGAGAGGCUACCACCUUCCUUUUUCUAGUCUCUUGUCUUUACACCCCACAUUCUCCUUCUAUGCCACAUAUUGAGCAUUACAGGCUGCUUYUGCCCUUUGCACUGAGUGAACCCUUUUGGCUGAAACACUCAUUUUGUGCAUCUGGACAACUGCUAUGCCUCCUCAGGACUGUGCUCCUGCUUUGCCUCUUCUGUGAAGUCUUCCUCUGCUUUCCCAGGCAGGUGUAUGUUCCAUUCCUUGUUUGAACAACCCUGGCUGUUCAUCUUCUUGUUCUCUAUAGCACUUAUUAGUUUACAUACUUCACAGAACUGUGAGUGCCAAAGACUUCAUACUUCAUAGACAGUGAGACAUAGAGUGGGUGUUUGAAAAUAUUUUUAAUGAGUUAAUUGAAUAUAUUUAGAUGUAUUUCACUUAAAACAUAGAUCCACCAUUCUUUGGAUUCAUGAUUCAUGAUUUGGAUUCAUUUGUGAUUUAUUAUUUCAUGCACAAAAGUAGGAAAAAUCCCACAACUUGCUAUACAAAAUUACAUAUAAGAGGUUGUGAGGGGAAUGGGAAAAUAAACAA